GACCCAAACGGCAGACCUCUCUUUUGCGCCCAGACACUCAACCAUUACCUUCGCAGGUGCCUCUUCCCUGCCUUGCAUUACCGUGCCGUGAAGAGCCUCAGCGAUGGCGGGGAACAGAACGCGCGGGUCCGGCUACGGGUCCGUGGGAGGUGCAGCUGGCGAGGAAUACCGAGCAGUGGCUGACCUACCUGGCUCUUCCGGACCCAGCAGCAGGCAGCAGCAAUGGCCGUGGUUACGGCUGGGCGUCGCCUCGGUCGCCGUCGUCGCGAGCGUGGGCUUGCUCAGCGCGUCCCGGCUGCCCAGCUUCACCGCUCCUGCUGCAGGAGACCAACUGAUCGAUCCCGCGUCCGGCGGCGGCAACCAGAACCUGGCGCAAGACGCCGCAACAACAGCAGGAAGUGAUGCACCGCAUUUGUCCGGCGGCACAACGGGAGCGGCGGGAGGCGACAGCUCGGGGGAGGGGCUCUCCUUUAUUGCGUCGAACGAGUACACGCGGCGAGGCGAUAUCAUUGGGCUGGGCUACCCUUGGCUCCAGGACCGGAUUCUGGUGGAGCCCUUCCGAACCACGACCCUGGAGGUGGUCUCUCCGAAGGAAGGGAUGGUGUACUCGUGGACGGUCAGGCCGGUGACCGAGGUCGAAGAACAGGAUGAGACGCCCGCGGAGUACGGGGGGCCGUCGGUCGAUGUGGUGUUCGAGCGGGCGCCCAAGUACCAGGUGGUUCUUGAGGAGCGGGCGAGCGGGACCGGUGGGGGGGACACCGGGGAGGAGGCGCCAUUGAUCCGGAGCUCGGAUGUCGAGGUCUUCAGCAAGUACGUGCGGAGAGAGAUCAGGUCGCUCUUCGACGACGAGCGGGACCAGAUGUUCGACGCCAUGAAGGUGCUGUGGGACGUGGACAUCGACGAAGGGAAGGUGUUGUACGGACCGGACUACCUGGAUGUGUGGACCAUCGAUCAGUUCCACCAGAUCGGAGCGUCGGACCUUGAGUGCGAUCACCUUCACGACGGCAUCGGGUUCGGCAUCACUCACUCCAUGGUGACGAUGAUGUUCGAGAACAGCCUGCAGCUGGUGAACCCCAUGCUCAGCUUGCCCUACUGGGACUUCACGAUCGAGGGCGCCGUGAUCGACCGCGAGUUCGGCGGCGACUACACCAGGCUGACGGAGGCCUCUCCCCUGUGGACUGCGGACUGGUUCGGCGGCGUCGAUAAGAAGGAUUAUCAGGUGAAGGAUGGGCGCUGGGGCUCCGUUCCGGUGCCCAUUGUCGACGAAGACGAGCGCAACUUCCUGGGUGCGGACGUCUACGGACGGAUGCGGUCUCCCUGGAACGUCAACUCCCGGCCCUACCUGACGCGCGGGCUGGGAGAGAUGUGCGGGCUGGACAGCACGGAGUUUUACUCUUGGCCUGGAUGUUCUAGCCACUACGACCUCCAGGACAAGUUCAACUCGUACUACGGCUACACGUGGUGGUCUCAGUACGGCCCCCACGGUCCCGUCCACGUCUGGGUUGGCGGCAACGUCGACUGCAAGAAAAACCUCGACAAGGUGAUGGCCAUCGUGGGAGAGGAGUACCGGUUGAGUAUGUCCGGGUACCUGUUCGUGAAGCGCAAGGACAUGUUCCGCGACGCCGUGUUCAAGUGCCGGGGCUUCGCAGACUUCAGCGUGUCGGAAGAGGACAUCAUGACCAGCGGGCAAUGCGGCUGCCUGGACUACGACCUCCACGAGGGCGACGACUACAAGAAGGUCUGGACCGCGUUCACAUCGUUCUACACGUUCGACCAGGAGUUCACCGAGGAGGAGAUGAGGAUAUUGGCCAUGCAGUGGUGCAACGGAGAGGUCGGGAUGGGCGAGUCCUCCCAGUCGAGCAGCCCGCUCGACCCCACCUUCUGGUCCAUGCACCCGACCAUGGAACGACUCUUAGUUUUCAAGCUCCUCGCUGGAACUUUCACUGACUACUCUUGGCCCGACGAAGUGGGGACGUGGGUUGGCAUGGACGGUGUCGAGUACGACGUCAUUAUCUCGACGCGCUCUGAUACGUGCAACGGUCACCGAGGCAGCGACAUCUUCCCGUACGACAUCAUGACCGACGUCAUCACGCCGCAGUUCACCUUCUACGGCAAGAAGGCGCCGAACACGAUGAAAAACCGGAUGCUUAUCAAGCUCUUCGACCCUAGCGAGAACGCCCUGCCCUUCAUCUACGACAACUUCGAGUGGUCGCACUGUUCCGAAAUGGGCUACGACUUCUCGGACUUCUUCGACACGAGCACCAUGAAGUCCGGCCCCAAGGGCACCGCAGCUUCCGACGAGGAGAAGAGCGAGUCCACCCGCGUCGAGGGCUUCGGGCUAUUCAAGCAGGGUGACAUCCACCUGCAACCAGGCUUCGACCCGCCCGUGGCGGUGAAGAAGAUCCUCGUGGAGCGAGAGGAGAGGGCCAAGCAGCAGCAGCAGCAGCAAGAAGAGACGAAGCACGUCUGAGUAGGAGUCAUCCGGGUCUUUCGGCGGUGGCGGUGUGUAUCUUUGUUCCGGGCCAGCCGCUGGCGCGAAAAGCUGUUCGGGGCUUGCUUGGAAAUGAUUUUCGUGUCUCGCUACACCCACCAUGGUUUUGAUGAUGCCAUGCGAGGGUUGCGGUGGGGGGCCUGGUAAAAAGGCGAUGGGCACGGCACGGAAGUUUGAUCUUUCUGUUGUUUCUGUUGCCGUGUGAUCUCGUUUCUAUAUUUAGUUCGUGCUAUUCCGCGCGCUUCUUACCGUUUUGUGUGUCCUUGUGUCCCAGGCCUUCUUGAUGCCAGCGGUCUCUCGUGUUUGGGGCUCCUACACCCCGUCGUCUGUUGAGAACAGCUUUGGACUUUCGAAGCAGUAGUCAUCAUUUCUGAGCGGGGAGAGCUCCAUGUGUCAGGAGGACGGAAAGGAGCGGCCCUGCUGCUAGUGCUAUGUAGCAAGAGUUGGAUUUUGAGUGGUAAUGUCCCAUUCGUAAUUAUUUUUCUUAUGUAGCGUAUCAUACUUUCUUUCUUUGAUAUUGUCAUGCAUAAUACAAGUAACCGGUUGGCUUUGUGGUCGUUUGUCUUGUUGGAGUGUGAGCAGGUUUUGUGGGGUUGGUUCUCGCCGAGAGCGGCCUUGGUUAUUGUUUGCCUGUUCUGUGUUGGUGUUAGGCAUCCCGGUGAUUGGUGGGUGGUGCUCGUUUUUGCUUUUCCUAUGUAGCAUAGGAGUUUUGUAUCUUGAGGUCAUGCUUUCACGCGUUUCUCGUCUCGGACGGCUCGCGUGCUUUUUUGUGUGUUGGUUGCGAGACCGUCGUCUGUCGACGUCGUUCUCGCACUCUUGUAGCGACUGGUUCUACUGCUGUUGUUGCUGCUGCCGGUGUCGCAGCAAGUUGGGUGGGAAAAGGCGUGCGGAGGUAGGCUCCACACUGCUUGCUUUCGUUUUUCACGGUCACCGAACGAUUUGCGUCUCCGUACGUUCGAGGGGGGCGCGGGCGGGGUUCAGAUUCGGGAAAAUCCCGCGUGAAAUGCCCAUGGUCUUCAAUUAUUUUGACGCUGCUCUCGGCUGGAGUGUAGUGGGCGCUUCGUUUUGCAUCCGAUAGGUAUCAUCACCGCUGGAGGCGGCGUGCGUGAUGCUGGAAUCGGGAACAUUCGCCUCUAUUGGAGAGCCCGGAGCGAGUUGUCCCGCAACCCUGACCAAAACACCCUGACUCUAAACACCCUCCCACAGGGAGCAGGUAAAACAGUGUCGACGCCUCCUGCGGUGGACGGGGGUUGCUAACUCUAUUUGCGGGUGGGCGAAGCACGAUACCCGGCGUCUGGAUAAAUGACGGUAUAAACUC
Molecule: messenger RNA, 3809 nt
Organism: Ectocarpus siliculosus
Lineage: Eukaryota; Phaeophyceae; Ectocarpales; Ectocarpaceae
Source: the annotation of a GenBank genome assembly